Messenger RNA from Spodoptera frugiperda (fall armyworm), 3002 nucleotides. RefSeq lists its product as uncharacterized. The coding region runs from base 985 to 2316 and encodes 443 amino acids. The record is from RefSeq and is a predicted model, not a curated record. NCBI's taxonomy places the organism in Eukaryota, Metazoa, Arthropoda, Insecta, Lepidoptera, Noctuidae. The transcript is spliced from 10 exons.
AUGCGACAAUACCGGCGCUGCACUUGGUUGCGUCGUGACUUAUUGUUGCAGUGACGCACCUUUACACUUUAUUUGAGUGAUUGAAUAAUACAUAGAACAAAAACAAGAGUGUAUCUAGAAAUAAAUGAAUUCUCUGUUAACGUCAUGUUUGCUAUGCAACUAUACAAAUUGUUUGUUACCGGUGUGUUUAAUAGGCAAUUAGAUUGUGGUGUGACGCGGGCGCGGCCAGCAUAACGCACGCGCGUGCGUGCCUGACGUGGGACGCUGCAGCGAUAGCCUCUGUGGCCACCGGGGCUCUCGGUCAGAUAUAAAGCUAUUUAGCUAUCUUAUCGAGAGAUCAUCUGCAACAACCAGAGUCAUCCACUGAGAUAGCGACCCAAACAUAACAUCGAUGACCCGAUACCGGCCGCCGCGCCGCAGCACCGAAAUGCCACUCAAUCAUUAGCAGGUACGGCACAAUUUCUCCACGCGAAUGUCACGCCAAUGAACGCGUCGCGGCGCUCGUCGGAGCCCAAUUCUCCCAAUAAUCCGACGCCAAUCAAGUAUAUAGAUCACGAGAUUGUUCGCGGCGGUUCGGUGAUCGUGUCGUGAGAACGAUAAGACACAGGCGAGCAGGUGGUUCCCUCCCCGGCCAUGGCUAACUGUUCCACCAUCACCAACGGAGCGAGCCGACCGCGCCACCGCGCAGUCCCGACACACCGGCGCACCACGCCUGCCGCACUCAGCUCUCCACACCACCACCGCUACCGAAUUGUUUGCAAGUUGCGCGGGAAAAGCUACCGGCGACGCUUGUCUUGCGCUUUCGGACUUACGCAGUGGCAGUGAAGAUACUACAAUAUCUGACGCAUUCCUAAAUAGUGAUUAUUUGUUUAAUCGGAUAACUAAUCCGAAUUGUUGGGCGUAUUUUUUAUUUGUACGAGUAAGGUAAUCGGGGCAGAUAGCAUUAACGGUUGGCUCCGCGCUCGAGUGUGGCAGACCGCAAGCAUGACGAGCGCCGGCGACUGCGCUCUCGUGCUCCUCCUACUGUUCCGAGCAGCAUUCGCACAAGACUACGAUGUGACGGAUAUUCAGUGCACAUUUGCGAGUGGAGGUACAGGUUUACGGGACUCUGUCGCAGCUUUGUUGAGGAAACCAGAAGGGUUCCGAGGUGCACCCUUAUUCGCUGAUGACCGAGCCACGGAUCCUGUCGCAGAUCCUGUAUGUCAAAUAAGACCAGAACCCGAAGAUCCAACUGGAUUACUCUAUAGGCUACGGAUCACAGAUUUCACAAGAUGUGGCGUGCUCAAACGAAACGGGUUUGUCCACGUGCGAGUAUGGUUCCCGCAAUUCCCAGGCGUGGUUAUGCAGUCAGAUCAAGAGCUGAUAAUAAUGUGCAAGCCUCCAGAACCGACCAUCAUUGAAAACAAGGCCGCGGGGUUCGCUGGCAGUUUUCCUCACGGCGCGAGAGUGUCGGGAGUGGUGGAAGAGACUCCAGGGCGCUUGGAGUACGAGGUGGCGCUGUACAAGGAGGCGCCGCCCGUCACCAGACAUAACAACCACUCCGUUGACUUGCCUGUUGAUCAGGUAACUGGUGCGGUACCAAUCGGCACGAAGCUCCAGUUGCGCGCGCGCAUCAACCCAGACUCGGCGUGGCGGCACAUCAAACUGCUGGAGGUAGCCGUCUCGCCUGACCCUGAUCGACCACACGCGCCCGGCGCCGUGCUGCUCGUCAAAGAUGGUUGUCGAAAUCGAGACUUCGCCUCGAUAAUCCCGCACCAGCCAGCUCGCUACCGAGAGAGACAUAACGAGGUCUUCCUAGACUUCGAAGCAUUCCUACUCGCUUCCAUGAAGGAACGGUCUACGCUUUGGAUCCACUCACAAAUCAAGGCUUGCAUGGACGCUGCUGACUGUCAACCGGACUACUGCUUGGACUUAUUUGAACCAUCAGGUCACGGUCGUCGACGAAGAUCGCUGGCUGAGGGUUCCCACAGUCACAACAUCACGAGUUCGGCAUUAGUGGCUGACAACUCUACGACUCCAUUCACACGGUUUAAAGAGAACUUGGAAUACUCAGUAGUGAUGCCGGGGGAGCUGUUCCAUAGAACUCCUAUAGAGGCCACGUGCGCCACCUCCAUGAUGGUCGCUGUUGCUUUGGGAGCUCUCCUGUUCAUGUCUGCUUUGCUAAUGUGCUACUUAGCAACGAAAUUGAACUCUACGAUGCUGAAGAACAGCAGUCUACAGUCACCAUCAGGGAAGGGAUUCGAGCAGAUCUUGCGGGAGUUGGCGCAUCACUCAUUACCAGAUACUGGGUACACUGGACGACCAACCGUCCAGUGAUCAUAGACUAAGCAUUUAAAAAAAAACUGUGAAAAACUCAUCGGUUUAUCUAUUUCCUUGAAUAGGUGAUCGAUUUUUCCCAAUAGCAUUUAAGUAGGUAGUAGGUAUAGUUUUUUAAUAAGUUUUUCCACUCUCUGUAAGCAGUUUAUGUAUGUAGGUACAUCUGCUUUUACUAAAAUGUUUGAAUGAGCUAAGAAUUUAAUGCUGGUUGUAAUAUUUCGUAAGUUAAAUCUAACUAAUAGGAAAAGAAUCUCAAUAAAAGGUAAUUGCAGCCUGCAUAAUUGUAAAAAACACGUAACGCUCAGCAAAAACAAUUAAAUUAUUUUUUAGCAAUAAUAGGGCAUUAGCAUGGACGCCGCAAAUUUUAAGAGUCCAGGAACAUUUUAGUUUCUUUGAACCAGAAUUUCAAAUGACCUUGCACUGAUAGGAACAACAAGAAUUUUAAGGAUAGUACAUCCUGUUAUGUACCUACUGUUACGUGAAUUUAAUAAUUAGUUAAAUUAAUUUAAUUUAUUACUUAUGACUGAAAAAUCGCAAGUUGAUAUCUUUGCAGAUAACUUGGUAAUUUUUUCAGUCAUGACUGUCACAUGAAUAGUAUUAAUAAUUUAAUUUUAUAAUAAUUUAUUUCCGAGAAGAAUUAUUAUGUAAGUGUAAAUUAAGUUGAAAUAAAAGAAAAUAAGUUUUAA